Messenger RNA from Anopheles coluzzii, 2915 nucleotides. RefSeq lists its product as uncharacterized. Lineage: Eukaryota; Metazoa; Arthropoda; Insecta; Diptera; Culicidae. Bases 1006 to 2544 code for a protein of 512 amino acids. The transcript is spliced from 6 exons. The record is from RefSeq and is a predicted model, not a curated record.
GCGCACCAACAUCAGUUGCAGUCUUUCCGUUGUUCCGUUCGGUUGUUCGGUGGGGCACGUCCGUCAUCACGCGUGUGCUUGGGUACGGUGAAGGUGUGUGAAGUGACGAAAACGAAAGAAAAAAACAAAACGAAACUCACUCACAGUCGAACCAUACACAAACGUACACGAAACGAAUACGAAUUCAGCAAAGAAACAAACCAGCGAUCGCUCGAUCGGUUAAACGUGCUUAUGCCGGGUGCGUGAUGUUGGGUGAAUUUUAAGUCCCUUUGGUGCAUUUGGUGUGUGGAUCGUGCCAACAAUUCACGAGUGUGUGUCUUUGUGUGCAGUGCAGUGUAAGCGAACGGCUGGGGGUGGUGGGAGUUUUGUUUUUCUGCAAGGCUCCAGGCUGAUUCAUCGUAUGCAGCGCCGUUGCAAUAAAUUCCACUGCCGUUCAAUACAUUCUCUGUGCAUUGGUGGUGUUGGUGUGUUGUUAAGAUUGAGCACCGAAAGCAGUUUUAUUUCAACAGAAGUGGAAGCUUCGCGUCAAACUGUGCGGUUGUAGGUGUUUAUUCCACAUCUUAAGCAGCAGCAUCUUCACCGCCGAAAGAGUAACGGCUACGAAUGAGCGGGUGAUAAGAAAUAAAAAUUCCAUCCCAAGGUGCGUGAGAAGGUCGUAAAUUGGGACGCACCGGACCGACGGCCGGACAGAGCUUCAUUUCAUUGGAGCCGAUUGUUUUUUCGUUCCGGGGGACUGCAAUUCUUACGUCAAAAUGGAUCGCCGUCGACAGGCACCGAUCGAUCGGUUGGUGAUCGCGUUGAAGCGGCUGUAAACGGCCACCUCCAACCUGUGCUGUAAUUGCAUUGCAUUGCGUGCUCAAGCCGAAACCACCGACCUGCGACCGAGUGAUUGACGGGGUCAGCAGUGUAGUAGGAGUGAUAUUUAAAUGUCAAAGCGAUCGUUCGACUAGGUCUAGUUACGCCAACGAAUCCCAAAAAGCGUGAAACGAAACGGAGACUGCAACCAUGGGAUACUUUUCCAAACGAAACAUCUUCAUCUACUGCUGCAUAUCGGCAUGUUUAUCAUUGCUCACCUAUCUCGUGGCGUUCUCUUGCGAAAUCUCCUGGAUAUUGGAGGCCCGCGGUGACCUGCCCAUACCGGCCUAUCUGCUGUGCGCCCAGUUUUUCAUUCUCUUCAUCUCGUCCGCGAUCUUGAUACAUGGCCUGUCGACGGGCAUAUCGUGGGGUCUGCUCAGCUGGUCGAUUAUUAUCGGUGUGCUGUCGGUACCGGAACUGGCACUAGUCAUGUACAUGACCAUACAAUAUUGGGGUCUACAAUCGGCGCACGGGCUAACGGAAUUAAUUGGAUAUUUAAUACGUUUAAUAGUCAACUGCUUAGCACUGUUGUGCGUUAUUCCGACAGCACUGAGAUGGCGACAGGAGAAGAAAGUGCUAUCCCAGCUCGAAUCGCUUGCCUCACGACUACAGCUGACCACUCCAACGCCGACCACUCCUUUCAACGCUGCCACCACCGGCAUGAACUCGCUGCGAGCGAGCAAACGCAGCACUCAGGGCGCCCCGAACGGUUCCAGCCGACGGCCCUCGACCGGGUUCGACAAUCCCGGCUACGUGCCGCACGAAAACAACUCGCUCGACAUCGUGCAGCAGUACACGGCGUACAACAAUCUGUACGGUUCGCAGAGCGAGUUUAACGCCAGCAUCUUUGGGCUACCGCCGGCCAUGCCGACCGGGCCACCGCCGCUCGUGAACGAGUGCAAAAAGACUCAGUCGCUGCUCGAUUUACGCUUCAUCUUCCCGCCAAAGUUCCUGUCCUCGCACGGCACGAUCAAUGAAAAGAAAGCCAAAGACUCCGCCGACGAGCCGGACAGCGUGCUGCAGAACAACCUGAAGAACCAGAUCCACAACAAGCUGCACGAUGUGCCGGAAAAUGGGACACUGCGACAGUCGCGCGAAAAGGACACGAAUGCCUCGAUCGACCACACGGGUACGGUGGCAACGAUGGGCGGGGACGGAUCGGCGUCUUGCGUGAACGAUCCGAUCUACUACACGAUCGAGUCGACCAAGAACAACAAGAUCCUCGGCCGGAACUGUGUAUCGCUCGAGAAUCUGGGCAACAUUACGUUCUCGGAGUCACCGCUGCCGGUGAAGAAGCAUGACCUGCCCUACUACCGGUACGGGCACAAUCUGCUCAAAAACUACGCCAUGAACCCGUGGAAUGUGCUCGCGUACAAUCCAGCGUACAGUGCGUACCCGCCGGCCUACUACCACUACCAUCUGAUGAACCCGUACCAUCUGUAUCAGCUGCAGCACCACGCAAACUAUGGUGGCGCCGGAAGUCCAAUACCGCCCGGGGGAGGCUACUUUGCAGGACCUCCGGGACAUGGGGCGCUUCACGGUGGGCCCGCCAGCUAUGGCAAGAGCCAUUCGCAACUGACCAGCUACGGGUAUGGGAACAAUGUCUAUCUGAACGGUGCCACUGACAGUCGGCAGUCGCUCGGUAAUGAGUCGGACGACUUUCGCAAGUAUCGUGAUGUGGCCCUAUAGCAGGGCGAAGGGAGCAUUCGAUCCAAAACGGGUAGCAGUUAACCAGAGAGAUAGAGGGAUCAAGCAAUAGUAGUAGCAAGCCGAUAGAUGUAAUGCAAAUACUCAGAAGUAGUAGGUAGAUAGGAUAGGGCGUAGGGCGUUGAGUAAAGCAAACGACACGAAAGCACGAACAACACUUCGACUGAGUUACCUCAAGUAUAAAAACAAAUAGUGAAAUCGAACCAGAGCGCGGUUCUGUAAGGUGAUCGGUACACUUGCUGCAGGCUGAACUGGUGGUUGUACAGGCUGUACUUAAGUCCUGUUGUUUAAAGAAUGUUAUUUAUUGUACGAUAGUGUAAGUAAACUUAAAGUCCCGAAAAUAACGAUCUAAA